Messenger RNA from Hibiscus syriacus, 1528 nucleotides. Its product is annotated as light-inducible protein CPRF2-like. Gene Ontology annotation, biological process: regulation of DNA-templated transcription. The record is from RefSeq and is a predicted model, not a curated record. NCBI's taxonomy places the organism in Eukaryota, Viridiplantae, Streptophyta, Magnoliopsida, Malvales, Malvaceae. Bases 88 to 1233 code for a protein of 381 amino acids. The transcript has 6 exons. Gene Ontology annotation, molecular function: DNA-binding transcription factor activity.
UGAAUGCCAAUCUAUUUGACGCGAAUCUGAAUCAGCAGGUGCAUAAAACGACCAAAAAACAACCCCCGAACCACCAAACCAAUCACAAUGGAUAGAGUUUUCUCUGUCGAAGACAUGUCCGACUACUUCUGGUCUUCAUCCGCCGCCGCAGCCGACGACGAUAGAGAUAACAAACCCGGUUCUAAAAUGAACCGCAGUGCUUCCGAGUGGGCUUUUCAGCAGUUCCUUAGAGAAGAAGUUGAUAACAAAGGUGGAGAUCAUAACGAAGAGGAGGCGGCUAAGGAGGAGCUGAAGAACAAAAAUGGGUGUUUUGAAAACAAUAAUAACAGCAACAAUGUUUCUGCUGAUUUUGAGGAUUAUCAGGCUGUUCUUAAGAGGAAGCUUAACUUGGCUUGUGCUGCUGUCGCCAUGUCAAUGGCAUCUAUUGCAAAACACCAAGAUUCUGCUUCUAGAGCAGACAGUAGAUCACAGGCAUCUAAUGCUGCACAAUUGGGAUCCAAAAUCGUUUCUAAAGGAGUCGGUAACAAGGAUGAUAAUGCUGCAGUUGGAAGUUCUUUUUUGAAUGGAGAGAAGAAACUCGGAGCUCAGGUGAGGCCGAGCACAAGUACGGGAUCAUCGAUAGAACAGUCAGAAGACGAUGAAGUUGAAGGCGAAAACGGAACAAUGGAGAACAUGGAUCCUGCAGAUACAAAACGUGUAAGAAGGAUGCUUUCAAAUCGAGAGUCUGCUAGGCGUUCUCGAAGAAGAAAGCAGGCUCAUUUGACAGAACUCGAGACACAGGUUGCUCAACUAAGGGUCGAAAAUGCAAACUUAUUGAAGCGUUUGAAUGACAUUAGCCAAAAGUACAAUGCAGCAGCUGUUGACAACAGAGUUUUAAAAGCCGAUGUUGAAACAUUGAGAGCAAAGGUAAAAAUGGCUGAGGAGGCUGUCAAAAGAACAACUGGUUUGAACCAUAUGUACCUUGCCUCACCCGAGAUAUCGACAAUGGGCGGAAGUCCCUCUGAUACAUCAACAGAUGCUGCUGUCCCAGUGCAUGAUGGUCCAAAGCAUACCCUCUAUCAUUCAGACAAUCCUAUCCCCACUCAUGACCAGAGAAUCAAUGAUGCACUCGCAGAUAUUUCUUCAGUUGAAAACAUACAAUCAAAUUCUGGAGGAUCUGCUGUAACAGGAAACAAAAUCGUACAGGCGGCUUCUUUGCAGCGUGUGGCUAGCUUGGAACAUCUGCAAAAGUGAAUCCGUGGGGGUGUAAUCCCCUGUGGAUCCCAGUCAAACGGGAAGCAAUAGGAGCAAAGCGCAGAAAUAGAGCCUGAAGAGAGUUACUGAAGAAUGCCUUGGAAUUUGACUAAACUAUGCUAUUAUUUCUGGUUUAACUAGGGGAAACAAUGCUAUUCUUUAGGUUAAUUGUGCAGCAAUGGAAACUGCUAGAUUAAACCUUUCAUUUAAUCAUGUGAUAUCUGCUGGAAAGCGACUAAUCUAUAUGGUGGUCGAUUCUACCACUGCCAUUUCCAUAGCAUGCUGUGGACUUUUC